Messenger RNA from Xyrauchen texanus (razorback sucker), 4984 nucleotides. Its product is annotated as E3 ubiquitin-protein ligase TRIM9-like. NCBI's taxonomy places the organism in Eukaryota, Metazoa, Chordata, Actinopteri, Cypriniformes, Catostomidae. The transcript has 12 exons. Gene Ontology annotation, molecular function: protein binding; zinc ion binding. The record is from RefSeq and is a predicted model, not a curated record. The coding region runs from base 82 to 2340 and encodes 752 amino acids.
ACGGGAAGGCGACGCAUCCGUACGGAGCUGGCAUCGGUGGGAAUAUUUUACAUUCGUUUACAAGGAUCCAGCUCGAACAAGAUGGAUGAAAUGGAAGAGGAGUUAAAAUGCCCGGUGUGUGGCUCGUUUUUCCGUGAGCCCAUCAUUCUACCCUGCUCGCAUAAUAUCUGCCUGGCCUGCGCCCGUAACAUCCUGGUGCAAACGCCCGACGCCGAAUCCCCUCAGAGCAGCCGCGCGUCCGGCUCCGGCGUGUCCGAUUAUGAUUACUUAGACCUGGAUAAGAUGAGCCUGUACAGCGAGGCGGACAGUGGCUACGGGUCUUACGGCGGUAUCGUGAGCGCCCCGACCACCCCGUGCCAGAAAUCCCCCAACGGGGUGCGCGUUUUCCCCCCUGCUGUUCCUCCCAAGCACCAAGCGCAGCACCAUCUGCUGCCCCAUACCGGCGUCCUGCCGCCGGUCCCUCGCAAUUCCUGCCUCACCUGCCCGCAGUGCCACCGCAGCCUGACGCUCGACGACCGGGGGCUCCGGGGCUUCCCCAAGAACCGCGUGCUGGAGGAGGUAGUGGACCGGUACCAGCAGAGCAAAGCGGCAGCGCUCAAGUGUCAACUGUGCGAGAAGAACCCCCGCGAGGCGACGAUGAUGUGCGAGCAGUGCGACGUGUUCUACUGCGACCCGUGCCGCCUCCGGUGCCACCCGCCACGGGGUCCGCUGGCCAAGCACCGGCUCGUGCCGCCGGCGCAGGGCAGGAUCAGCCGCCGCGCAAGCCCUCGGAAGAUCUCCACCUGCACCGAACACGAGCUGGAGAACUUGAGUAUGUACUGCGUGCAGUGCAAGACCCCCGUGUGCUACCAGUGUCUGGAGGAAGGCAAACACUCCACGCAUGAAGUCAAAGCACUAGGAGCGAUGUGGAAAUUCCACAAGAUCACAAAUGAAAGUGGAGGUCUCUUGGUGGAUGGUUGUCAUAGCAAUGGCCAGCUCUCUCAAGCACUGAAUGUUCUGUCUGAUCGGGCCACAGAGGCCAAAGAGUUUCUUGUACUGCUCAGAAAUAUGGUACAACACAUACAGGAGAAUGGAGUUGAGUUUGAAGCAUGUUUGGUUGCCCAAUGUGAUGCCCUGAUUGAAGCUCUCAACCGCAGGAAAGCUCAGCUGCUCAGCAGAGUAACCAAAGAGCACGAGCACAAACUCUCAGUUGUUCGUGAUCAGAUAUCUCACUGCACAGUGAAGUUGAGGCAGACCACAGGACUGAUGGAAUACUGUCUGGAGGUCAUCAAAGAGAACGACCCCAGCGGCUUUCUGCAGAUCUCAGAUGCUCUAAUAAGAAGGGUCCACAUGACAGAGAAUCAAUGGGGGAAGGGCUCUAUGACUCCUCGCAUGAGCAGUGACUUUGACCUGACACUGGACAGUGGACCACUGCUGCAGACCAUACACCAGUUAGACUUUGUCCAGAUGAAGGUACCGGCUGCUCCUAUUCUUCAGUUAGAAGAGUGCUGUACUCAAACCAACAGUGCGACUCUGUCAUGGAAGCAGCCACCCCUCUCCACCAUCACUGUGGAUGGAUACAUUUUAGAAUUGGAUGAUGGGAAUGGAGGCCAGUUUAGAGAAGUAUAUGUUGGUACAGAGAUGAUCUGCACAGUGGACGGUCUGCACUUCCACAGCACUUAUAUGUCUCGUGUUAAAGCGUUUAACUCCAGUGGAGUCGGCCAGUAUAGCAAAACACUUGUCAUGCAGACAUCCGAGAUUGCCUGGUUCACCUUUGACCCUGCAUCAGCCCACCCUGAUAUAAUUUUAUCCAACGACAACCUCACGGUGACAUGUAACAGCUACGACGACCGUGUCGUCAUGGGCAACACAGGAUUCUCUCGUGGUGUGCACUACUGGGAGAUGACAAUCGAUCGCUAUGACAACCACCCUGACCCUGCGUUUGGAAUUGCACGGGUUGAUGUGAUGAAGGACAUGAUGCUGGGGAAGGAUGAUAAAGCCUGGGCCAUGUAUGUGGACAACAACCGCUCCUGGUUCAUGCAUAACAACUCACACACCAACCGGCCCCCAGUGAGCAAGCCAAAGGCGACUGUGGCAUGGAACACAAAACUCCAUAAGAUUACGGAUGGAGGGAUAAGUAAAGGAGUGACUGUGGGUGUGCUGCUGGAUUUCUCUCGUGGGAUUCUGUUGUUUUUGAUUAAUGAUGAACAACAGGGACCCGUUGCCUUCAACACACUGGAGGGCAUGUACUACCCUGCCAUCAGCCUCAACCGCAACGUUCAGGUGACUCUUCAUUCUGGACUGCCUAUUCCAGAUUUUUAUACACCUGGAGAAUCUGAACCUGCAGGCUCAGUCUGCUGAACAUUCCUUAUACACAACUGACAUGCAUACAAACACACAUGUACAGAUGAGUGCACAUGGAUUCAGCUAUGAGUGCUUGGUGAGGGAAAAUGCUUCUGACAGUCAUUAAUGUGUUUUAACAGGGUUUAAGAGUGCUGAAAUGUAAAUGGACCUUAUACACCGGUCAGCGACAACAUUAAAACCACCUGCCAAAUAUUUCGUAGUUCCCCCUCGAGCCGCCUAAACAGCGCCAACCCACAUUUCUGAAUAGCAGUCUGAGAUACUAUUCUUCUGACCACAAUUGUACAGAGUUACUUUAGACUUUGUCAGCUUUGAACCAGUCUGGAAAUUCUCUGUUGACCUCACUCAUCAAGGUGUUUCCGUCCACAGAACUGAUGCUCAUUGGAUGUUUGUUGUUUUUGGCACCAUUCUGAGUAAAUUCUAGAGACUGUUGUGUGUGAAAAUCCCAGGAGUUCAGCAGUUACAGAAAUACUCAAACCAGCCCAUCUGGCACCAACAGUCAUCCAUGUGAUUAUCUUAUCAGCCAAUCGUGUGGCAGCAGUGCAGUGCAUAAAAUCACGCAGAUACGGUUCAGGAGCUUCAGUUAAUCUUCACAUCAGACAUCAGAAUGGGGAAAAAUUUGAUCUCAGUGAUUUGGAACAUGGAAUAAUUGUUGAUGCCAGAUGGGCUGAUUUGAGUAUUUCUGUAACUGCUGAUCUCCAGGGUUUUUCAUGCACAACAGUCUCUAGAAUUUACCUAACCAAUAUUAGGCAGGUGGUUUUAAUGUUGUGGCUGAUCAGUGUAUAUGUGAGAGUUAGGGUCAGCCAAACCAUAACUUAACCCUAACAUUAACACUAACCCUGAUGUAUGUGAGGUAAAUGAAUAUUGCAAUACUUUUCCUCUCUUGCUUACUCUUUUUCUAGAUAUUAUUAUAUUUAUGAUUAUGAUUAUUAUUAUUGAUGUUGUUGUAGUUAUUUUAUGGAAAAGGUGCUCAUGGAUGUGAAUCCCCAUCAUACUGGAUCUUAACAGAUGUCUGUCUGUUGUUUCAUGAUAAAAUCUUCUGUGUGAAGUUAAGUUUAGAAAUAAGUUAUUGGUGUGUUAGACCUUAGAGGAUGCAUUUUUAAACUGUUCUAACAUUUUAUGUUGCAUAUAAAGGUAUUCUAAUGAUGUCUUUAUAACUGCAAGUCGAAGUGAGGGCAAAAGCUAGAGUCAAAUGUCUGAUUUCCAUCUUAUACGAGCUAUAAACUCUGACUGUAUAUUACACCUCAGUUAUUGUUAGAUUCUUCCUAAACUGUAAACCUAAAUCCUAUCCCUAUCCAGUGCCAUAUUAAGGUACCGUGGGCUCUGAUGCUCACCACUCCGAAGGGCCCCUAGCAGUCCUCCAGGGGAUAAUGCACAUCUCUGUGUUUAUAUCACCGUCUCCCCCUGAAUGUGUUUACAUGUGCUCCUCCCAUGAACGUCACCAGGGCAGAAUAGGGUGGCAGAUGCCCCGGGAGUUGGGGGCCCCGUUGCAGCCACGGGCCUCCAUAAUGUGGGCCUGUCCCUAUCUCCACAUUCUGUAUCUAACUACUGAAGCAUAGCCCUAAACUCAAGCCUUUUCCCUAAUCCCAAACCCUAUUUUGACAUUUUAACCAGAAAAAUUGACAGCUAAACCCAAGCUCUGUUAACUCAUACCCAAACCAGAUGCCGUAUUAAAGAAACAUUCUAUCUGUUACUUCCCUUUUCUUUAUUGCGUCCUACCCCUAGGUGAUGUAAUACUAUAUUAAGUGUUAAAUUAACUCUAAAGAAUUCUAUGUUUAUAACUGAAAUCAUCAUGGUUACAAAACAGACCAGAUAGGCCUGUCUCUGUAAUAUGGCCCUUGAUCUUCUCUUUUUUUAACUUUUAUUUUAUCCUCAUAAAUACGAUCUAAUCAGAACCCUAUUCCUAAACCCAAACACUUUCAUAUUUCACCUCAAUCAAUAUGAAAUCUCUCUAAUCCCUUCUGUGUACUACAGUGGAGGAAUAACACACAUAUAAAUGGGACAUUUUAGACAAUGCCAGCAUGAGGUGAAUGUGUUUCAGUGAUGCUAAUGGCUCUCUGUUUGUUAGGACACAGCACACACACGCGCGCACAAACACACACAUACACACACAGGCAUUUCCAAAGCCUUACAUAAUGUAUUAUGCAGAGAUGAGAAUUAAUUUGUUUCUUUCUCUGCCUUAUUCCUUCAUUGCUUCCUCAAAGCUGCACAAGCUAAAAACGCAAAUGCUGAACAAAGCACUGGUGCUGCUUAUGUUCAAUGUGAAAAACAAAUGCAUUAUUGAACAGUAUAGUUGUUAAUCCAAAAGAAAGAGAACAUUAAACAAGAAAGCAUACGGAGUAGCUGCUUGAAACAUUAGCUAUUAGUUUACCAUAAAAGAUGUACAUUUGCUUUAAUAGAUAUUUUAAAUGAUCCCACUGGUGGGGUUCAAAUAUUAGGGCAGGUGUAUUACUUUAUCUGUUUUUUGUUUGUUUGUUUUUGGGGCUCAGCAAACAACUGAAUGUUAGGGUUGCAUUGAGGGAAAAUUUCACCCAUUCUAAAUUAAUUGUAUUUUUUCAUAAAUGAAUCCCAAUAUAAGAAAUGUAUCAUUAUUAUUAAGUGUCUGAACUGUUGUUAUCUGUAAAGUUCCAUGCUCAAUAAACUG